UCUAGCUGAUAUUUGAAAAGGAACACACACACACAUACAAGUGAAGUUGAAAUGUCUGGAGUUUGGGUAUUUAAGAAUGGGGUUUUCCGUUUGGUAGAAAAUGGAUCAGGAGAUCAAGCUCAAAGAAGAAGGAAGGUAUUGUUACACUUACCAAGUGGGCAAGUGGUGUCAUCCUAUUGUUCUCUUGAAAGAAUUCUCAAUGGUUUAGGAUGGGAAAGGUAUUAUGGAGGUGACACUGAACUUUUCCAAUUCCACAAGCAUUCUUCCAUCGACUUGAUUUCACUUCCAAAGGAUUUCGCCAAGUUCAACUCCAUUCACAUGUAUGAUAUCGUGGUUAAAAACCCUAACGUUUUCCAUGUCAGGGAUGUUUAA
Molecule: messenger RNA, 372 nt
Organism: Capsicum annuum
Lineage: Eukaryota; Viridiplantae; Streptophyta; Magnoliopsida; Solanales; Solanaceae
Product: flowering-promoting factor 1-like
Exons: 1
Coding region: 52-372 (106 amino acids)
Biological process (GO): regulation of flower development
Source: RefSeq, a predicted model, not a curated record